AUGUUGACAAGUGCAUCGGCCAAAUUCCAACCAAUGAUCGACGGUAUCCGAGCAAAUGAACAAACAAUGUCAGGGUACGCCAGCAAGGCCACAAAUCAGCUCACCAUCCACUAUCAAGAGGUCGGUCUACAAAAGCAGGGAGUUGGCCUGCAAAUGCAACAGACUAUGAUGGCCGACCUGUCCGUCAUUCGAGACACCCUAGAGUCAUCGAUGGAGGUCAACAAGAUCUACCUUAACCAGAUCCGCCAAUUAGAGGAAGAGAAAAAGAGCAUGAAGAAGAAGACUCCUCUUGACAAAGCAAAGGAGCUUUUCGAUGACAAUGCGAAACGGUUGGAGCCAACUGCUGCGGCCGAGACUGCUCUUGAGAAGCACAAAUCGCGAAGAGAGAAGGACACCUGCAACUGGAUAUUCGAGCUCGAAGAAUACAAAACUUGGCGCUCGUCAACGGAAAGUAGCCUACUAUGGGUCUCUGGCGUGGGCGGCCUGGGCAAAUCGAUCCUCAUGUCGACCGUGAUCGAUCGACUCCAAGAAGCCUUUAAGGAGGACAAAAGUUGCUCUGCUCAAUACUUCUUCUGUUCGGCGGGCGAAGACUCAACCCGACUAGUUGCAAGAAUUAAGAAGCAGUUGCUGCAUCAGCUAUAUCGAACGGCCCUCUCUGAUGAGUCGUCCGAUACUCUUGACAGGUCCAACGAGGUGAUAUCAAAUUUCCUUGGGAAGAAAGACUCUGCAGAUUCAAAGCCCGGUUCCCAGCAGAAGAAAUCCGAAAAAGCCGUUGGGUUUGAGGACGCCUACCCCAGCCUGGCCAAGAUACUUGGCAAGAAGAUCUUCCUUGUCAUCGACGCUUUGGAUGAGUGCACUGAUCGGAGAGACACUGGGAUACUGAAGACGCUUCAGGAGACACUAUCAGCGUCCGAGCUCCCACUGAAGAUUGUGGUCUGCAGUCGCCCCGAGCCAGAUAUAGUGGACGAUCUCGUCGACAAACCCGCUAUCAAGGUCGAAGAUCACAACGGGCCUGAUAUCGAGAAAGCCGCCAAAGCCAAGCUGGAAGAUUUGCCCGGUCUGUCAUCAGACGAAAGGGCGCUGGCCUGUAAAUCGAUUGUUGAGAAGGCAAAAGGAUUAUUUCGAUGCGUUGACCCGGCAAUUGAAUUCCUGAAAAAACCUUGGCGGCGCCCUCUGGAGAAGAGGUUGGCGGAGUUGCCAGAUGGUCUCGACAACUCGUACCAGCAGAUUUUGCGCCAGACCGAUCCCGAUUACCUGGAGCUUCUCAACGUUGGCUUGACCUGGAGCAUCUUCGCCCAGAUCAAGCCGACUGUCGCUGAAAUUAUGGACGACUACAGCUGCGCCUAUGCGGAGGGCAUUGAGGGCACCGAUGAGAAUCCUUACGACACUAUCGACAACCAUUUGAUUGGGGAUCAAAUCCGAAGAGCAGGAAGCGGCACCUUCCUUGAAGUGGCCGGAAAUGAGGUCUCUGUUCGACACACCACUGUCAAAGAAUUCUUCCUCAAGGCAAAUCCGGCAGCAGACACCCCCAAUGGUCAUUGCGUGGACGACCUGUGUGCUAAAUGCCAAUCGAAAAGGUCUGCUGACCAACCUUUGACCAUGUCUGAGAAAGAGGGGCAGCUUCGCAUGGCUAUUACAAUCUUCAAGCAUCUUAAUUCGCCACUCUUUCAGAGGCGGUACCUUCGAAAAGAAGAUGACGACAUCAAGCCAGCAGAGCCAGCAGAGAUGCAAUUCCAAAUCGGACAGAUGGCGCCGUGA
Molecule: messenger RNA, 1758 nt
Organism: Letharia columbiana
Lineage: Eukaryota; Fungi; Ascomycota; Lecanoromycetes; Lecanorales; Parmeliaceae
Exons: 2
Coding region: 1-1758 (585 amino acids)
Source: RefSeq, a predicted model, not a curated record